This is a messenger RNA of Rotaria sp. Silwood1, 1380 nucleotides long. NCBI's taxonomy places the organism in Eukaryota, Metazoa, Rotifera, Eurotatoria, Philodinida, Philodinidae. The record is from the annotation of a GenBank genome assembly.
AUGUCGAGUAGUUUUAUUGGUAGUAAAAUAGCAAUUAUUACCAAAUCUCAAUGUCGAUAUGUUGGAACAAUUAUUGGCAUCGAUGCUCAAGCAUCAUCAAUACUUCUUGGAAAUGUCAAAUGUUUUGGUACAGAAAAUCGUGCAGGAAAUUUUUCUAAUAAUCAAAUAGCCGGUACACUUGUACCUAUAAUGCAAUUUGCUAAUAGUGAUAUUGAAGAUUUAAAAAUUGUUGAUGAUGAACAAAUAGUUGAUGGUCAACCAAAACAACAACAACAACAACAACAACAACAAUCAUCAUAUCCUAUGUCUGUUUUAUCAUCACCACCAAUACCACCACCACCACCUCAAAAACAAUCAUCAAUACAUGAUGAUCCAGCUAUUGUAUCGGCAGUUAUUAGUACAUCAAAUAAAGAUUUACCAAUAUCUAGUCGAUUAGUACAUGAUCUUCAUCAAUUAAAAUUAUCGGAUGAUCAACAUUUAAAAAAUUUAUCAAAAACUGAAGAAUCUCGUCUUCGUACUGAUUCCGGUGAACUUGGUGCAUCAUGGUCUUUAUUAUCUUCAUCGCAAUGGAAUAAUAAUACUAAAUCUUCCUCUCAACAACAACAACAACCAUCAAGCAAUAAAAGCAAAUUUUUUGAUGAUUUUUCAUUAAAUACAACUGAUCAAUUACAAUCAAAUCGUUCUCAACAACGAUGGCCAUCAAAUACUCAUUCAACUCAAACAUCACAUCAUCAAGAUAGUCAUUAUAAUGAACAAGAAGAUGAUAGUGGAUUACCUGUUCGUCAACCAUUUUUUUCAAAUGAUCGAAAUUAUUCUCAACAACAACAACAACAGCAGCAACAACAAAAUCGUUAUCAAAAUGGUAAUAUAUAUCAUCAACAAAGAUAUUUUCAUAAUAAUAAUAAUAAUCGUCGUAUACAAAUGAAUAAUUAUCAACGACGUCCAGGUGAUGGUAAUCGUGAAACAUUUCAUGAUAAUGGUAAUAUUUAUGAUGAUGAUUUUGAUUUUGAAACAAAUAAUCGUAAAUUUAAUAAAUUAAUAAGUGAAGAUGAAUUUAAAGAACAAUCCGAAUCAUCAAAUCAAUUUUUAAAUUUUAAACAUGAUUCAAAUUUAACAAAUGAUUAUGAACCAAUAUAUGAUAAAAAGAAAUCUUUUUUUGAUAAUAUUGCACUUGAAGAUACAUCUAAUGUAUCAGCACCUAUGUAUAAUUAUUCAAGAAAUCAAGAUACAUUUGGUAAUGAUAGAAAUCAACGUCAAAAAUAUCGUGGAAAUUCUAGUGGUGGUUAUAGACGAUCAAAUUAUAAUAAUUAUCGACAACAACAAAGAAAUGAUGAUUUUUAUUAUCGACAAAAUAAUAAUGGAUAUCAUUAUCGAAAUUGA